GCCCCCAGUGACAAAACAAUGGGAAAGAUCAUUUUCUACGAGGACAGGAAUUUCCAGGGUCGGCACCAUGAGUGCAUGAGCGACUGUGCCGACCUGCACCCUUACUUCAACCGCUGCAACUCCGUCAGGGUGGAGAGCGGCUGUUUUAUGGUGUACGAGAGACCUCAAUACCUGGGCCACCAGUCCUUCCUCCGCAGGGGGGAGUACUCCGACAACCAGCGCUUGAUUGGCAUCAAUGACUGCAUCCGCUCCUGCCGCAUGAUUCCCAUGCACCGUGGUUCCUACAAAAUAAGAUUGUAUGAGCGUCCAGACAUGAGCGGCCAAAUGCAUGAGGUGAGCGAUGAUUGCCCCAGCGUCCAGGACCGCCUGCGUAUGUCUGACAUUAACUCGUGCAACGUGGUGGACGGCCAUUGGCUGCUGUACGACCAGCCGAACUACAAGGGCCGGUCCUACUACCUGAGACCUGGAGAAUACCGUCGAUCCUUGGACUGGGGAGGCGCCAGUUCAAGGAUCGGCUCUCUCAGGCGAAUCACCGACUUUAAUUAA
Molecule: messenger RNA, 546 nt
Organism: Notothenia coriiceps (black rockcod)
Lineage: Eukaryota; Metazoa; Chordata; Actinopteri; Perciformes; Nototheniidae
Product: gamma-crystallin M2-like
Exons: 3
Coding region: 19-546 (175 amino acids)
Biological process (GO): visual perception; lens development in camera-type eye
Molecular function (GO): structural constituent of eye lens
Source: RefSeq, a predicted model, not a curated record